Molecule: messenger RNA, 1279 nt
Organism: Zeugodacus cucurbitae (melon fly)
Lineage: Eukaryota; Metazoa; Arthropoda; Insecta; Diptera; Tephritidae
Exons: 2
Coding region: 513-1070 (185 amino acids)
Source: RefSeq, a predicted model, not a curated record
AAGAAGGGAAAAGCAAAAAAGCAUUGAAGACACAAUCAGUUGAAUAGCUAUCCACUGUGACAACAAUUGUCACAACAACACCAACACAUAGCAUCUAUAGCUACACUUUAGCGCAUUUCUUGUGCAACGCUGUGUGUACUUUGUUGUCGUGGAAGACAGCGCAAAAGCGCAACAAAUCUUUUUACAAUUCGUCAGGAAAUUGCAUUUCCUUACUGCCUCGUUUGGCUUGAUUUGAUUUGCUUCCUCGCAACUUGGCUGCUUGCAUUCAUUCAUGCAGCGCUCAUCCGCGGCUCAUCCUUGACGGCGGUCCUUGUGUGCGGCUCGCUGCCGGCGCUGAUCCGUGUACCACAGUAGUUAGCGCCCAUGUACGUGCAGUGAACACAUCGUGUCGUAACUGUAAACCCCUCGAGGGUUUCGAGAAUGCACUCGUGCAUACGCUCAUAGAAGCAUACAUACCCUCAUCUAGUAGUAGACACACAUAUAUUAGUCCUGUUGAGAAUACCUUUACCUUUAUGUUUAUGUGGUUUUUAUUUUAUGUUCUUCCACCUUCUUUUUUGUGGUUUACCUUACUUGUCUCCACUUACAUACUUUUUUGCUGCUCAUGUGUACUGAGCAAAAAUUUUCAUUUCAUAUUUCACAUUACAUUGUCCUUUUAUUCUCGCUGCUGCACCUGUAAUCCAUCGAUUGCAUCUCAACAAUUCAACUUCUUUCCGUUUGCUUUACACUUUACCCGCGCUCGCCGCCCACCAUCGCCUCACUGUCAUUCUGUUCGUAAUUCUCGUACGCUGCUCCGUUCGUAUAGUCAGCAAGUUUGCCAACGGCGCUACAUGGACGCAUUCCGUCGUUACAAUGCACAGUUCCGCAAGGAAGUGCAACAACACGAACUCAUGCAACCGACUGCCAUCGAUGCUAUGCGUGUUCACAGAACCUUUGCCAUUACAACGAUGUGGCCGCCCUUGCACUCGAAGCGCGAAAUAAAUCUGACACUGGAACAAUUGGAGAAUGUUUUGAGUGUCAAAGAACGUUGGCGUUUGGAGGAGAUACUCAAACGUGAAACGAAGCGCAGAUAAAGUGGCCUCGGAGGCCAACGGGAGACAAGAAGAAGAGGAGGAGUGAAGGCAUGAUGAGUGAAAGGAGAGGAAAAGCGAAGUUGCAAAUGAGCAAGAGCGAAGGAAUGUGCUUACUGGAAGGAGUAGAUCAUAUAUCAAUGAAAAUACUGAAACGUCGGAAAAACUGAUUUCGAAAGCGAUCGAAAAUAUAUUGUUUCGCUACUUAAUUA